AUGAAGCUUUCUGAAGUUGCUGGAGUCGUCCAUCAACAACAGCAGCUACCCUCGGAAAUCGUUAAGAAUCUACGACUGAAUUUCAAGCCGAUAAAUCAAGACAUCCACAAGAAAAACAAAGUGCAAAUCCGAACUUCUCGUCACUACAAACCCGAAAGAGACGAUGAACACUGGAAAACCAAGUACCACAGACACCUUAGACAAAAAUCAUGUGGUUUUUAUACUCCAGCACACAUUCCUUAUCAAACUGUUGGUAAAGUUGGAUUAGAUUUGAAAGAACUUGUUGAAGAAUCUCUUGAUCAUUUGACUAAACGAGAGGAGCCAGAUUUGACGAUUUGGAAAAAAACCGACAAGGAAAGGAAAUCUAAGAGAAAGGAGAUAACCAUUCGUUUUGAAGAUAAGCCCGGCGUACAAGACAAGGUGGGGCCUAAGGUUCCAAUAUCCAAGAGAAAAGAAGGAGUCAAAUCACCCUCUUUUCGUUGUAAUGGUGGUUUAGAGGAAAUCAGAAACAAUCUUCAGGCAAUGACGUUAAUGAAGGAAGAUAAGGAUCGCCGCGACCCUUGUAUAUCUCCUAAACUACUUCAACAAAUGCUGACAAAAAUGAGGGUAGGUGAUCGAUCAGACAGCCAGGCCGAAGGGGAUGAAACCGUGGAUGGCUUACCUUCUGAAGACGCCCAUGUGGAUAUCAUGAACCAAAGGGAGAUACACGAUCGAAGCACGAGAACCCUAACUGCAAAACUAAAAUGCUUGAAUACUUUACUGUGUUAUUUAUACAACCUUCGUACCAAGGAUCUCAKAACUAAGACCCCCCUAUCAAAGGAUUUCCUUAAAACCCUCCUCGCAAGUAUUCCAGUAGAUCAUCGUGGUCACAUCAUCCGCAAUAUCCGUCAACAAACAUCCAACCCUCCUUCUAGAUCUCGAAACACAGAUCAUCGUGCUUCCGUUAACGCAAUAGAAUACCCGCGUACCGAGCCAAGUUUUCCCAUGGGGUCCCCCCACAUGUACUGGAAUGAAUCUGGCUCGUCUUUAUCUCGAGUUGUGGGUGGGGGAGAAAGCUCGUCUGCGGGAUCGGCCAACAUUUUUCAGCGAAAAUUUGGCACAAGAGUAAAGGAUGGAGGCCCCAAAAUGGGCGAAAUGACUUGGAGUGAGUUGGUAGAAGGGAGAUCACCAACACAGCAGUCUGGUCCUCCACCUCCAGAACCUUCCAACAGGAAUACACCAGGACGCAGUAGUUUUAUGCACRCAGUACGGAACCUUUUCAGGUUCAAAAAACCUGGACCGCACCACAACUUGCCGCAAAAUACUCCCAACACCCAACCAGUUGAACAACUACCGCUAUGGCAGCAAGUUGCCUCAAACGAAAAAAGUGCAAAAGAAGCAAAAUCUAUAAAGAUUCACCAUCGACCAGUUCCCAAGAAAAGGCCCGAAAAGAAAAGACGAUUUUCCAAGAUGAAUGAUAUCAUAGGACAGGAUUACACCCAAAUCCGCUUGAAAACAGCUGAAAAAGUGGUAGAAAAACUCCAACAGCUAGGCGAACAGGAAAGAACCAUAUUCACUCAAAGACUAAAAGCGAUCCAGCCUGCAAAAAUAUAUGAAUUGAAUCUCAAGGCAAUGCGCCAGGCUGGUAUGGAAGUUCACAAGGAGUACGAGAAUGACCAUGUACGACCUGCUAAAUGGUUUGACGAGCUCCAUGAAAGAGCAGAAAUAUUAGGUGUGCAAGAUGAGCCAGUCGUUAUACAAUCCUUGGGUCAGCUUCAUCGAUUUGCUGUUGAUCAAAUUCAGACUGUUGCCUAUGUUAAGGCUAAGCUAUGCUUGAUAAUGCAGUCGAUCCCAAUGUACGACUUAUGUUCUCUUGAGAUGCAAGAAGCAGUACAUUUUUUAAUGACAAGGAUUAUGGACAUUUCUUUUUCAACGUGGACAGACUGGCUUGGACAACGCAGAAUUCAACCUCUUCCACCAGUCUGAUAAAAGAUACUGAUGACAAACAAAUAAAAAAUUCUUAUGGAAAAAAUGAUAGAAUCGU
Messenger RNA from Actinia tenebrosa (Australian red waratah sea anemone), 2023 nucleotides. RefSeq lists its product as uncharacterized. NCBI's taxonomy places the organism in Eukaryota, Metazoa, Cnidaria, Anthozoa, Actiniaria, Actiniidae. The record is from RefSeq and is a predicted model, not a curated record.